Molecule: messenger RNA, 1290 nt
Organism: Numida meleagris (helmeted guineafowl)
Lineage: Eukaryota; Metazoa; Chordata; Aves; Galliformes; Numididae
Gene: ISYNA1
Product: inositol-3-phosphate synthase 1
Biological process (GO): phospholipid biosynthetic process; inositol biosynthetic process
Cellular component (GO): cytoplasm
Molecular function (GO): inositol-3-phosphate synthase activity
Source: RefSeq, a predicted model, not a curated record
GAGGGGGGGGAUCCGGCGCCGAUGGAAAGUUUUGUGCUGGGCGGGGCCAGGGGGGGCGGGCGCUGGGAGCCGCUUAAGGGCGGGAGCGGAGGGGGAGCCCCGGCCGCGCUCACAUCCCCGCGGGGCAGCGCCGGCAGCCGCCCGGCUCCAGCGGGAACAAUGGCGGAGCCCUUCGUGGUGGAGAGCCCCGACGUCGCGUACAGCAAAGACUUCAUCGAGGCGCAGUACACGUACAGCACCGCGCACGUCUGCAGGGAGGGCGGCGUCACCAAGGUCCGGCCUUGCUCCACGCGCUUCACCUUCCGCACGGCGCGGCACGUGCCCCGCCUGGGGCUGAUGCUGGUGGGCUGGGGGGGCAACAACGGCACCACGGUGACGGCGGCCGUGCUGGCCAACCGCCUGGGGCUGUCCUGGAUGACCAAGAGCGGGCGCAAGACAGCCAACUACUACGGCUCGCUGCUGCAGGCCUCCACCGUGUGCCUGGGCGCCGGCCCCACCGGGGACGUCUACGUGCCAUUCCGGGACCUGCUGCCCAUGGUGCACCCCAACGACAUCGUCUUUGAUGGGUGGGACAUCUCCUCGCUGAACCUGGCCGAGGCCAUGCGGCGCGCCGAGGUGCUGGACUGGCCGCUGCAGGAGCAGCUGUGGCCGCACAUGGAGCAGAUGAAGCCCCGACCUUCCAUCUACAUCCCCGAGUUCAUCGCCGCCAACCAGGAGGAGCGGGCGGACAACGUGCUGCGCGGCUCCAAGGCCGAGCAGGUGGAGCAGAUCCGCAGGGACAUCCGGGACUUCAAGGCGAGCAGCGGGGUGGACAAAGUCAUCGUGCUGUGGACGGCCAACACCGAGCGCUUCUGUGACGUGGUGCCGGGGCUCAACGACACCGCCGACAACCUGCUGCGGGCCAUCGAGCAAGGCCUGGAGGUGUCCCCGUCCACGCUCUUUGCCGUGGCCAGCAUCCUGGAGGGCUGCGCCUACAUCAACGGGUCGCCCCAGAACACCUUCGUGCCGGGCGCCGUGGAGCUGGCGGCUCAGCGCCGCGUCUUCAUCUGCGGGGACGACUUCAAGUCGGGGCAGACCAAGCUGAAGUCGGUGCUGGUGGACUUCCUGGUGGGCGCCGGGCUGAAGACCAGGUCCAUCGUCAGCUACAACCACCUGGGGAACAACGAUGGCAAGAACCUCUCUGCGCCGCAGCAGUUCCGCUCCAAGGAGAUCUCCAAGAGCAACGUGGUGGACGACACCGUGCAGGCCAACCCGGUGCUGUACGGACCCCAGGACAAACCCGACCACUGC